CUCUGUGUGAUCUUUCAAGCAAACAUUUGAAAUACAGAUCAGCAUGAGUCAAAGACAAUGAAUGGAUUUUGGGGAAUUUUUCUGUGUUGUUUUGGUGUAUGCUUAGCUGGAAAUUGUCCCCAGGACUGGGUAGAAUUCUGUAAUGGAACCAAACAUAUUGGAUGUUACUGGGUUGAAUUACAAAAUGUCAGCUAUCUUGUUUCAUACACCAUCUGUUCUGGAAACAAAUAUGAAUCUUCUCUUGUUAUGCCCACUGAUCUAGAGGAAAGGGCUUUUGUUAUCAACUUGGCAAGAUCUAAAGAUUUCUGGCUGGAUGCUGGAAGUAACCCCAAAACAUGUUACAUAGCUAAUGGAGUCAGCCCAUCACCUGUAGUUAAAAGUUGUAACAAUGGCAGUUAUACUGUAUGCAAGAUGUCUGUUCGUAUUUCAAGCACACCAAUAGACUGUUCCUCCUUGACAACUGAAUCUGCUUCCCCCACAACUGUAAUCAUGACAGAAAUUGAAACUGAGGCCUUAUCAACAACAAUCAGUCAAACCGAGGCCUUAUCAACAACAGACAGUGAAACUGAGGCCCUAUCAACAACAGGUGAACCACCGACCUCAGUUUCCUCAGCUGCCCACAGAACUGUCUCUAUGGGCAAUGGCGAAACUCAGUGUCCAUGUGUAGAGGUCUGUUAUACAAACUACGGAAUAAAUGACAUUGAAAUCAAAGUGAAGAACAUCCAACAAUAUCUAUCUGUUAACAUAUCUACUCUCUCCGCGACGGUAAGAAAGCUGACCUGUGCCGAGGACCCCCGACCUUCCUCUGCUUACAUUGGUUACACAGGGGGGAUAAUCAUGUCUCUGAUCUUAUUAAUGAUCAUGGCUCUGGAUUGCUUUCCUAAAGCUCAUGAGUACCGUAACACUCAUAGAGACAAAUCGUGAAAUUUGACAUUUUAUUGUGAAUAUAGAUAAAUAACUUUAAUUCACUGACAUGACUGUGCUUCUAAAUUAUUAGCUGGAACCCAUAGGCCUUGAAUUAACCAAAGCAAACUACUUUAGGGAGCAUAAAAUUAUUGUCUUAAUUAAAUCUUAUUAGAAGAAUUAUUCUGAACUAUAACCACCUUCCUCAGCAGAUUUUCUAGAGAGUUGGAAAUUUUGCAAAGAUCUGUGUUUAUUGAGUUAGCUUUG
This is a messenger RNA of Saccostrea echinata, 1170 nucleotides long. RefSeq lists its product as uncharacterized. The transcript has a single exon. The coding region runs from base 58 to 924 and encodes 288 amino acids. The record is from RefSeq and is a predicted model, not a curated record. Lineage: Eukaryota; Metazoa; Mollusca; Bivalvia; Ostreida; Ostreidae.